UUCCUUCGUCGUUUCUUAUUUUCCCAAACCCUACAAAAUAUCUCCUCUGGCUUGCCGACUUCCAUCCCUUCCUCUUCACCAACCUUGUCUGCUCCUUCCUCCACCAAAACAACCCUCGCCGCCACCUCUCCUUCCCCUUCCCUGACCGUCCAUGGACCAGAUCGAGUGCUGCCUCCGCCACAUUGUUGUCACCCUCUCAGACCGCCUCAAGUGCGCCGAGAGCGCCUUCAUGGAGUGCGUCGUGGGGAACUGGAUCCGGUGCUGGGAGGAGCAGAAUAUCGCCGCUGCCAAGGAGGCGGUGGGCGCUUUCAUUCCUAAAACUCAAAAACCCUAAUUCCUCUGACUCAUAGUUUCGCAUUUUGGAAAGAUUUGGAGUGGUAUUGAGGGUUGGUGGAUCUGGCAGAGACAUGAUUUUCACGUAAAGCAUCCAGCUGAUUGAUUUUCCUAAAAUGUUUCUUUAUAUUUUCCAAAUUUUAAUAGUAUUAGUUUUUACAGUGUGACCACACUCUUUGUUAGUUCUAUAAAUUUAGUUAUAAUGUCUAGUUUGUCUUGUUGCAUCAAGCCGAUAUUUGUCAUGCCUAUCAAAUACCGAGGAAAGGUGGCUUGAAAGAAGAAAAUACCAUUGUUUUUAUGUAUGAUGACAUUGCAUUCAAUUGGGACAAUCCAAGGCCUGAAGUCAUCAUUAACAAACCAGAUGGGGGUGAUGUUUAUGAAGGAGUUCCAAAGAAUUACACUAGCAAAGAUGCUACUGCUCAUAACUUUUAUGCUGCUUUACUUGGAGAUGAGUCCGAGCUUACCGGUGGCAGUGGGAAGGUUGUGAACAGUGGAUUCUGUUGGUUGUUUAUAUGGGUUUCAACAUGGUAUAGGCCUGGAUUGAGACAUACAAUAAAGCUUGAUCUAUAUAGUGGAUUCUUAAUUCAUUGCAGUAUGUGCAUAGAGAGCGUUGUGGAUGAGAAUGCAAGAAAAUCAUCUGGUGGUCUUCAUGAUGCUGCUUGUUCUGCGUGUGAGAUGGCGGUUGUUUGGAUGCAGAACCAACUCAGCCGAAAUCAAACACAGGAUCAGAUACUAAACUACGUCAAUCAGCUUUGCGAUAAAAUGUCAAGCCCGAUGGGAAACUCUUCUGUUGGUUGCGGGGAUAUCUCCUCAUUACCUGUAGUGUCUUUUACUAUUGGUGGAAAAACUUUUAACCUUCGCCCAGAGGAGGAAAGCUCUAUUCAGAACAUGGAAGAAGUGCAGAAGCUUCCAGAUGAACAUUUUUCAUUAAGUGAACAUGUUUUUCUUUAAUGUAUAUUUGAAAAAUGUUAUUAUUGAACAAUUACUUGUAUUUAAUAAUAUUUAAUUUUUGUAUAUUUAGUUCAUUUUAUAAUA
This is a messenger RNA of Vigna angularis (adzuki bean), 1368 nucleotides long. RefSeq names its product legumain. The coding region runs from base 631 to 1284 and encodes 217 amino acids. NCBI's taxonomy places the organism in Eukaryota, Viridiplantae, Streptophyta, Magnoliopsida, Fabales, Fabaceae. The transcript is spliced from 8 exons. The record is from RefSeq and is a predicted model, not a curated record. Gene Ontology annotation, biological process: lipid metabolic process; vacuolar protein processing. Gene Ontology annotation, molecular function: cysteine-type endopeptidase activity.